Molecule: messenger RNA, 795 nt
Organism: Closterium sp. Yama58-4
Lineage: Eukaryota; Viridiplantae; Streptophyta; Zygnematophyceae; Desmidiales; Closteriaceae
Source: the annotation of a GenBank genome assembly
AUGUCGUUAUCAGCGCUUCGAGCAGUAGCAGAAGGAGCUGGAGCAGCGGCGGCGCGGGGUGAUACGACUGGCGGCGCGCCAGGGCGCGACUUGAGGCUCCCGCAAUCCGCGGCGUUACCAGCGAUGGCAGCAGCAUUGCCGUCGCAAGAUGCGGUUCUGAACAUCCUACCCGUUUGCGGCGGCGCAACGGCAACCAAAGGCCUUGGUGAGAGCGGGGCACGGGGAAAGGUUCCGCCUCUGUCGCGCUCCCCGCGCCGCACGACCACGACCUCCGUCCUCUGCAAAGGCGGCGGGUCGGAGCUUCCGCCUGGGCUUCCGCCGGAGUCGCUUCCGCCGGAGCCGCUUCCGCCGGAGCUCUCAACACUCGUCGGGGGAUUGUUUCUGACGCGGGGAUGCGGACCCGAGCUCCCGCCGCCGCGCUCCUGCCAGCCGUUUCUGCUAGCGGCCGCGGCGGCGGCAAUAGCGCCGUUACUGAUGGAGUGGCUGCGGGGAAGGCGCGACACCGAGGUGACCUCCGCGUGCUCCUGCGCGCCGCAGCGCCAAGCGGUGUGGUUCAGCGCAGGAGGCGCGGAGACAGGACCGGGGGAAUACAUGACCGCGGCGGUGGCGGAGGCGGAGGCGGAGGCGGAAGCGGAGGCGGAGCUCGGGGAACGGGAGAAGGGGGAGGUGGAAGAACAGCAGAAGAUAUCGGGGCUGGCGGAAGAGGAAGCGGCGGAAAGCGGCGGGGAGAACGGGUUGCUCGGGGAAGGGCCGCAACUGAGCGAAUCGCUUCUGGAGUUAGUACUACUGUGGUAA